Messenger RNA from Nothobranchius furzeri (turquoise killifish), 6472 nucleotides. RefSeq names its product ADAMTS-like 7 (gene adamtsl7). NCBI's taxonomy places the organism in Eukaryota, Metazoa, Chordata, Actinopteri, Cyprinodontiformes, Nothobranchiidae. Gene Ontology annotation, cellular component: extracellular matrix. Gene Ontology annotation, biological process: proteolysis; extracellular matrix organization. Gene Ontology annotation, molecular function: metalloendopeptidase activity. The record is from RefSeq and is a predicted model, not a curated record.
UGGUCCAGGACCGACUCCAGCGCUGAGUCGGCUGACAGACAUCAUAAAAGGCUUUAAGUUCCUCUAAAGAUCUCAUGUGAACGUUUUGCUUUGACAGGAAACCGUCUGCUGUCAGAACGCUUCGGCUAGUUUAAUCUCCAACUUCUCUGUUAGCGGAGCCGCUCUGCUGAGACACUUUGACAGUUUAUGGGACGUCUGGCUGCCAACAAGGCAAGAGAAUUCCCAGAGGAGCGACAGAGCUCCAAGACUGGUGACGGCAUGCAGACGCAGAACACAAACAACCUCUCGGUCCAGGCUGAUCCAGUCAGCGCCCGAACGGCCAGUAGGCUCGUCUCUCUGUUGUUUCUGGUUAAAAAUAACCUUCAGCAGAAGGAUCUGACCUUUUGGAUCAAUUUAUUAUUCAGGGAAAUAAAAGUGUAGAACACAAAACAGGUCUAGAAAUAUUCAAUUACCUAAUGAAUAGAAUAGGAUAAAAUAGAACAGAAGUAUCCUUUAUUUCAGGUGCAUCAAAAGUUCAAAGUGAAGCAGGAGUUCAUUUCCUCACAAGGUAAAAGAUAAAUAAAAAAAUUAAGAGGUUAAAGUGAAGAAAUAAAAAAACAUCAGUUUAUUUAUGAGACAUGAAUAAACAAAUAUAUUUUUUUGUGUUCAAACCUUCAAAAUAAGAUUUUUUCAGAGGGAGAGACGAGUUUUUAAGAUAUAUUAAAUCUGCUGUUAUUGUAAUGAAGUUAUGGUUUCAUCGUUUAUUUGAAUAUUUGUACUAACCUACUGGAGUUUCUGAUCCCCAGCAUGGACAUCCCCUAUGAAAGAUGCAAAUAAUUAUAAUAACAUUAAUAAUGAUAACAUUUUAAGUAUAAUGUAAAAUAUUUCUUUAUUUUAAUUGAACCAUCAGAAACUUUAUUAAAAAGCUAUUUUGCACCAGAGAUUCUAAUACUUUGGUCUCAGAAUCCCAAAUGCAACCUUUUCAGAUUUUUUUUGGCCUGAAAAAACAAGUUUCCUGUUAGCCUUUAGCUUUAAACAUACAUAUUUAUUAUUUUGUGAUGUUUAAACUCAAAAUAAACAUUUAACAGAACUUGAUGACAUCCAAACAGAAUCAGUUUUACUUCCGGCUCACGCAGGAGGUAAAACAGUUGGACGAGUAAUGGUAGAUGUCCUGCAUUUGUACAGCGCCUUCUCUGGGUUACAGCCCCCCAAGGCGCUUCACAACGCAACCAGUCAUUCACACGCUGGUGAUGACGAGCUACGAUGUAGCCACAGCUGCCCUGGGGCGCACUGACCUCUGUAGGUUAAGUGUCUUGCCCAAGGACACAAUAGCAGCAUUGUCUGGUUAGAGCCGGGAUCGAACCUGCAACCUUUCUCAUCACUGGACAACCCGCUCUACCUCCUGAGCUGCUGCUGUAUCGGGUCAGCGCUCUGGCCUCCAGCUGAGUCAGAGCUUUCAGACGUUCUCGGACGGGUUAGGCUAACAAAUAGACAAAUAAAAGAGAAUGAUCGGCAACUGGCUCUUAACUCAGAAAUAUUAUUAAAUCUUAAGAUGCAUAAACAGCUUCACAAAUAGAUGUUAAUCAACACCUAAAAAUUAUUAUUAUUAUUAUUAUUAUUAUUAUUAUUAUAGGAAACUUAACUGCAGGACUACAAGAUGCUAAUAUAACAUAACGCCUUCAAAUGUAAUGACAUUUUUCUAAAUUUGUUUAAUAAUUUUUUAUUUGCUUUAAUAUUUUACUUUUAAGUACAUUCAUGUUUUUUUUCACUUUUUAUUUGUUUUUUACUUUUAUGUCUUUUUACAUUAUUUGUUCAUUUAACUUUUAGCCCGUUAAGCCCUUUGUUGCCCUGAAUUUCCAGUAAAUAAAACACAGUUUAGACAUCAGCCCAAACAUGAACGACAGAAUAAAGAGGUAGAUUAUAAACCGGCAGUAAUCCAGAUUAGAUUGGUUUGAUCUGACUUUGCGUCCUAGGUCUUUUUCCGCCUCCUGUGUGAGACCUUCCAUCAUUCCCAGAGUGCGCAGCAGGGGGCGCAGCUGAGCGGCAUUUCCGCCGUAGGUGCGUCUCGGUCUCCAGCUCUCCAGGCUGUUUGCGCGUAAAAUCCCGGAGGAGCUGCGCUCGGAGCUCACAGUGAUCCGGAACUCUGAUCUGAUUCUUCAUAUGGACCAGAACCGAACCCCCGACCGGAGAGAAAACCCGAACUCCUACUUGGACCCGACCAUGAGGAUCUUCUCUGUGCUCGGAUAGAGACGCGCAUCAGACCCGGAGCAGAAACCUGCGGGUACGUCCGAACCGGGCUGCAGAAUUAUUGGGCUCUAACGAGCAGGACUAAUGAUUUGUGUAAACUAACGAGGGCAGAACCUCUUUCUUUGUGUCUAAGUUUAAUUCUGACAGAGCAGGAGCUGUGGGGGGGAAAGGUGAAAGUCGAGCUGGACCUCAGACCUACAGCCUGCCAGGAGUGGGGAGGGAGGGGUUCACCAGAGGGGCUGCCUCUCCUGUGAGGUCAGAGUGGUCUGGAACCACGGACCAUGCAGAGAGUCUGGAUUAUCAGAGUAUCGGCUGUGAUGCUGCUCUGGUCUCAGCUGCUGGACGGGCAGCACACAGCGGAUCACCGGAAGGUUCCCCAGAGGGUGGACCCUCAUCGGGAGCUGGGAGGAACCCAGGGCUCGUGGGGGGCCUGGGGAGUCUGGUCUUCCUGUUCCCGGACCUGUGGCAAAGGGGUACAAGAGCAGACCAGACCCUGUCUGCCAUACACGCAACACCCCUCAAGAGGAGCCGGUGUUCAGCACCAGCAGCUGGGCGGAGCCUUUUCUGCUACUCCAGACCACCACAGAACCAGAACCUCCAACAGCAGCAGGGGAGGAGAACCCCUGGGCGUGAAGCAGACUGCACCCGGAGAACGCAGGAGGGUCACUCUCAUCACUCCUGGGAAGUAUGGCUACGGGCGAGCUCCGUACGUUGCUCCGUUACAGAAGGAACCAGGUCGUGGUUCUGGAACGUCCCACCUCUACAGGCAGAGACGCGCCCCCGCAGCAAACAGAGGGAACAGCGGUUUCAGACCAAACAACAUGCAACGCCUCAACCGACCCUACGUCCAGCCCAGGACACAACGUCCAAAACACCACCAGGUCUGGGCCCCACUCUACCAGCCGACGUCACCAAACCGGGCUGAGGUUCAGCAGGAGCUGUAUCCAGGUGGUCGCACCGCCGGCCAUCAGCAAAGAGAGAGGCCGUACAACCCGCUGCCUUCUUCCUCCUGCCCCGGGGAGCGCGCUCAGUACAGGAUCUGCAACAGUGAUGCCUGUCCUCCACCCAGCAAACCCAUCAGAGCAGUCCAGUGCUCUUAUUACAACAACCAGCCUUUCAUGGGCAGACUGUACCAGUGGGAACCUUUUAACGAAGUGCCAGAGGAGCAGCAUUGUGAACUGAACUGCCGGGCUGAGGGCUUCAGGUUCUACGUGCGACACUCAGACCGGGUCAUCGACGGGACGCCGUGUGGACAGAACCAAACGUUUCUCUGUGUGGCGGGAAAGUGUGCGAGCCUCGGCUGCGAUGAGUACCUGGGAUCGGGGAAGGCGGUGGACAGGUGUGGCGUUUGCGGAGGCGACAACACGACCUGCAGGCUCGUCUCCGGAGACUACAGACACAGUUUAUCCAAGAUCGGCUACCACAGAAUAGUGGAGAUCCCGGAGGGAGCCAGGAAGAUCAACGUUACGGAGAUGAUGAAGAGCAGGAACUAUCUGGCGCUGCGAAGUCGUUCGGGGACAUCCAUUAUCAACGGAAACUGGGCUGUUGACCGACCCGGGAAGUACGAGGGUGGUGGGACCGUGUUCACCUACCGCAGACCCAACGAGAUCAGCAGCACCGCCGGGGAAUCCUUCCUCGCUGAAGGCCCCACCAACGAAAUCCUGGAUGUUUAUAUGAUAUUCCAGCAGCCUAAUCCAGGCGUUCACUAUGAGUACAUCAUCCCGUCUGAGAAACCAGUCCCACCUCAGCAUCCAGACCACAGGCCUGAAGAGAAAGCUGGACACGAUGGACAUGAGCAGCAGGAAAACUCUACAUCUGGGAGGAACCCCCCUCGUCGCCCUGACAACCAGGUGCCUGUCGUCCAGCCCCCCAGAAGGGAGAGAGAGUACAACUGGAAGAUGACUGGAGCUACAGAGUGCAGCGCCUCCUGUGGAAAAGGUUUCAGGUAUCCCACGUUUCACUGCGUCCGGCGGCUGAAUCACAUCCAGGUUUCUGACGGUCUGUGUGACAGCAGCAGCCGACCCGCGCAGCAGGAGGAGGCCUGCAACCUGCAGCCGUGCCCGGCGUUCUGGGACAUCGGCGAGUGGUCAGAGUGCAGUAAGACCUGUGGCCUGGGCAUGCAGCACCGGCAGGUUCUGUGUCGUCAGGUGUACGCCAACAGAUCCCUCAACGUCCACGCGAGCCGGUGCCGACACCUGGAGCGGCCCGAAACAGCCAGCACCUGCCAGCUGAAGAUCUGCAGCGAGUGGCAAGUCCGCUCCGAUUGGACCGCUUGCUCGGCGCCAUGUGGGUUGGGUCAAAGGUCAAGAGAGGUGCAUUGUGUCAGCAACGUGGGCGACUUUGUUCUGGAUGAAGAGUGCAACAUGAAUCUGCGCCCCGCCGAUGUGGAAAACUGUGACAUGGGGCCGUGUGCCAAGAGCUGGUUCUACACCGAGUGGGCCAACAAGUGUUCUGCUGAAUGUGGUAUGGGUGUUCGCAGCAGGGGGGUCCUCUGCCUGAACAACCACAUCAGCAGCCUCCCCCUGGAGGGCUGUGGCAGCGAGCGCCCUGCAGACUCUCAGGUCUGCAACAGCGGCCCGUGUGAGAACGCCAUCGAGUGGUUCACGGGUCCCUGGAGUCAGUGUUCUGCAGAGUGUGGUCCAGGCAGCCAGCAGAGGUCAGUGGUGUGUUUAAUGAAGUCAGAUGAAGGAUUCACCCUCAUGCCGCCGUACGAAUGCUCGUCUUUGGACCGGCCGCUCAGCCAGCAGAGCUGCAACCUGAAGGUCUGCGGAGCUAAGUGGUACCACACGGACUGGAGCUCUUGUUCAAAGACCUGCGAGGGAGGUUUCCGCGUGCGGGAGGUCCGCUGUCUCUCUGACGACACGCUGUCCUCUGAGGGUUGUGAUGAGCAGCUGAGACCAGCGGCGAGGGAGGACUGCAGCCCCGAACCCUGCACACCUCACGUCGACGAGAACUGCAGGGAUCAGUACUUCAACUGUAACGUGGUGGUCCAGGCCCGCCUCUGCGUGUACGACUACUAUAAAACCACAUGCUGUGCUUCCUGUUCACGCAUGGCCCACAAACAGACCGUGCGUCGAGGCCGCAGCUAGCGCGCUCUACCGGGCUGAGCCAGAAUCAGGACCCGACCCGGCCUGGGGAAGAGGACAGGCAGGACCUCGCUAACAGCAGACUCAAUGAUGCUGAUGCUGAAGAAGACUGAUGAAUCUGGAGAAACAGUUCUCAGUUUGGGACGAGGAAGAUCCAGAUUUAUCCUGCAUCUUUUGUUUCUCUUUGGGGGCCAAUCAGCAGCUGCUCUGUGAGGGAGAAACCAUUUAACUGUUUGUGGAGCAGAUCUGCAGAACGUUUCUUCCACAUCACAGCGUUGAGAUCUCUGCUCUGAUGAGACACGAAGAGGAUGCUGCUGAACCAGGAAUCACGACGGGGUUAAACGGAGAGCACGCCUCUGUUCAGAUGAAUGCAGGUUAACGGAAAGGACAGUUUAGCUUUUCAAAGUGUGCUUCUGUGUAAAAGUUCUAAAUCAUUUCUGUCCGACUCUUUGCAGAAAGCUAGUUUAGAUGCAACAGGACUGAUGGGCUAACAGCUAGGAUGACUGUUAAAACAGCUUCUAAAUUUCACGACAUUUUACACAAGAGUGCAAAAACUAAAAAAAAAAAGUACUAUUUCACAUGAUUCCUCAAGUUGAGAAACUAUUUUGUCCUAUUUGAUGAACAUAUUAAAUAAAAGUUUCUUCAUGACAGUAACUGAACACAUUUCUACUUAAACGCGGAGGCUGCUAUUAAAGCAGAGAAGAGCUGCUAGCUUAGUAAGGAAUAUAGAUGCUGAAGCUCGCCAUCAGGACUCAGAAAGGAACUAUUUAUGAAUUUUACACAGAAACCAUGACUGAAUUAUCCCCAGGGUUGGUGGAGUAAAGGCAGCUGAUGAUUAAAAAUGUAAAUGCGUUUGAACGACUGAGAUAAAAGUUGUUCUGGUUGAAUCCGUUAUCAGCUGUUGGUUUGUUUCACGUUAACAAACAGUAACGUCGUUAGACCUUCCCUCCAAACGUACCUCUCGUUCACCAGUACUGCACAUCUGUUCCCGCUCCGGAGGAUCCAGCUGACGUAACCUCAGGAGAGAAAACGCCUUCCAGAAGUGUUCAGGAGGGGGCGGGGCUUAAAAGAAAAGCAGGGUUAUAAUGCAGCUCAUGACUCAAAUGGUCAUUUUCCAGCUUGUGAGUUGUUGUUUCACUGGAAUAAACGGUUACAUAACA